Molecule: messenger RNA, 3640 nt
Organism: Chilo suppressalis (striped riceborer)
Lineage: Eukaryota; Metazoa; Arthropoda; Insecta; Lepidoptera; Crambidae
Source: the annotation of a GenBank genome assembly
GUUACUUUGUGAUGUCGUCGUCGAGUAAUUAUCGAGUGUCGUCUUUUGUAAAGUUUUAUCAAGGUAUUUGACUCAAUUUUUUAAUAGAUUGGAAUAUUCAUGAGUAAAGUUUUUUGAUAAUAUAAUUUGUGACUGCCCUGAUGUAAAAUUAUCAUUUAUAAUCAAUUUUGUAAAUCGACUAUACAAAGCUCGGGCAGCCAUAUUAAAAAAAAUUCAGUCAAAUUAUAAAUUUAUCCAUAUUCCUGGACUAAGUUGGUGAACGUGAUAAACUUUUCUAGUAGCCUAUGUCUCUGAAAGUGACUUCUCAUAAAAUUGGUUUAGUGUCGGACUUUGAAAAAGAUUUGUGAUCAUAAGUUUCUAAUUUUAGUCAUCCCUAGUGGGAUAGUUUGGCAAAAUGAUGACUGAAAAUAGAAUUAGUUCGAGUAAUCACGUCGUAAAUAGCAUGAGCAAUCCGAAUAAAGGAGACGUUGAUAAAACUAUCGACGACAUCGGUUGGAAAUCAAAAUUGAAAAUACCCCCAAAGGACAGAAGAAUAAAAACUAGUGAUGUAACAGAUACUAGAGGUAAUGAGUUUGAAGAGUUCUGCUUAAAACGAGAAUUGUUAAUGGGUAUUUUUGAAAAAGGAUGGGAAAAACCAUCCCCCAUUCAAGAGGCUUCAAUUCCCAUUGCACUUAGUGGUAAAGAUGUACUUGCGAGAGCCAAGAAUGGAACUGGCAAAACUGGCGCUUAUUGUAUUCCAGUCUUAGAACAGGUUGAUCCUAAAAAAGAUUGCAUUCAAGCUUUAAUUGUGGUACCUACACGAGAGUUAGCUCUCCAAACAUCACAAAUUUGUAUUGAACUGGCGAAGCACACAGACAUACGUGUAAUGGUAACUACAGGAGGCACUAAUCUUCGGGAUGACAUUAUGCGCAUUUAUCAAAAUGUUCAAGUAAUAAUCGCUACGCCAGGUCGUAUGAUUGAUCUCAUGGAUAAAAAAGUUGCAAAGAUGGAACAGUGCAGGAUGCUGGUCCUCGAUGAGGCAGAUAAACUCCUCUCUCAAGACUUCAAAGGCAUGUUGGACAUGGUUAUUUCACGAUUACCCAAAGAACGCCAGAUCUUGCUAUUUUCGGCUACUUUCCCAUUGAGUGUUAAGCAGUUCAUGGAAAAGCACUUACGAGAGCCCUACGAAAUUAACCUCAUGGAGGAAUUAACUUUGAAGGGUGUCACACAAUACUAUGCAUUUGUUCAAGAAAGACAAAAAGUCCAUUGCUUAAACACAUUAUUUUCAAAGUUACAAAUUAAUCAGUCUAUUAUAUUCUGCAACUCAACUCAGCGUGUCGAACUGUUGGCAAAGAAGAUAACGGAGUUAGGAUAUUGCUGCUAUUAUAUUCACGCUCGUAUGGCGCAGGCGCAUCGCAACCGAGUGUUCCACGACUUCCGUGCGGGGUUGUGCCGCAACCUAGUGUGUUCCGAUCUGUUCACUAGAGGCAUCGACGUGCAAGCAGUCAACGUGGUUAUCAACUUUGACUUUCCGCGAAUGGCGGAAACGUAUCUGCAUCGCAUCGGACGCUCGGGGCGCUUCGGUCAUCUCGGUAUCGCCAUUAACCUAAUCACGUAUGAGGAUCGGUUCGCUCUGCACCGCAUCGAGCAGGAACUGGGCACGGAGAUUAAGCCGAUCCCCAAAACCAUCGAUCCCGCGCUGUACGUGUCGCGCCCCGAUGAUGAUGACGCCGACAAGUAACGCCGCGUCGCCUUCCGAUCUCGCUCGGUGCAACUAGCUACUAUCUGGACUUGCUGACUGGUGAAUGGAAUUAGAUUAAAACUACAAAAACAAAAAACUUAUUUGUAAAAAGUGUAAUGAAUUUAUUAUAACAAAAUGUGAGUGUAAAUAGUUAUCGUGAAAUAAGACUUAACCUUGAAUGGUUACCUUUUUUAAAAGUGUGUAUAUAAAACGAAACAUCGGGACUUGCAGAGAGUUCUCGCACCCUUUGUCCAUAUUGGAUACUGUACGCGAUUCUCUCCAUUGUUAAACAUAAAAUAUUUAUCUGAAUACCAGCUGUGAGAGUCUACCUAGAUUUGUCCACAAUCUCAACAUAAAUUGUGGUAGACUCUCCACAGAUAACAAAAAGACUUACCCAUAUUUAAAAAAAAUUGAGCUAGCACCGUUUUUCUUUAACUAUUAAAAAAUAUUUGAUCAUGUUGUAAUAUGGGUAAGUUAACAGUCUAGCUCAAACAAAGCUUUUCGACGAAAUGUGACUAAAUUCCGUGUCGUGGCGCUGUUCUUGGUCGCUUAGGACAGUGUCUUUUAUUUUCAAGCCGUAUUUUGAUCUUGGUAUGAAUGGCAUGAGCAAAUUUAGAAUUUCAUAUGGGCUAUGUAAUUAUGUAGCAUUUUUCUGCAUGGAUAGAAGUGGAUUCAAAGGUAAUGCCAGAAUUUAUUUAUUAUGAUUAUCCAAAUUAAUCCAUGCCAUUACUUCGCCAAGAACGCCAAUAUAAUGUUUUUUAACAAAUUCAAGCGACGUAAGUCACAGCCCUAAUCUAUUAAAAUUCACUUGUUAAAAGGGAGUUGGCAGGCCAUAACUUAUCGUGAAGAUGAGAAAUGUUUAGGGUUCCAUAGUCAACAAAGAACCCUUAUAGUUUACGACAAGUUUGUCCUUCAUAUAACUGCAAAAUUUGUUUGCCUCCCUUCUUGAAAACUUACGUUUCUUUCAAUAUCAAUAAAAAGGGAACUGUGACUAUAACGAGAUAGAGAAAUGGGUUGUUCUGUUACGGCUUGCAGACACAGUACAUUUCUUUAUCUGAAGGGAUUAGUGUUAGAGAGCACCUUUAGUUUUCAUUAUGUAAUAAAUCAAUUAAAGCUCUCUGGGGUCUAAAAUUUUGGGAUGUCAAGUGAAGAGUGAUGGUCAUUGUAACAUUACAAACAGGUACUUCAUAUAAUUCAGUUUUAACAAAUGUAGUGUAGACACUGCCUAUAAUCACAAAAUAUCACCAGUUAAUUGUUAGUACAGUAUCUAUCCGAGAGGGAUUCCUUUUAGUUAUUGUAAAAAUACUCUACUAUAUGGCAAUCGAAACCAAAUUACAAAUUUGCAAGUAACAGAUGUUUAUAAUUUUGUUUAUAUAGAGUGAUUGGGUGAAAUUUCAAGUAAAAAAUUUAGUUAUUUUAGAUAAAUCUGUGAUAUUGAUUCCUUGUUUUGAUAUUAUUAUAGCCUUUGCAACUGAUUUGGAUGAAAUGCUGCUUCAGUUGGCCUUCUGAUUGAUCAAACGAUGCUGUUGGAUUAUAAUUAGGUACUGGUAGGACACGGUGUGAUAAUUGGUUUAUUUUAGCGCAUUUUGCUACAUAUAAAAGUGUUCAUGAUUAUGAAUGGUACCUAACUAGGGCACAAAAUUGUUAUUAACUUUGUAGUACCUAUUACUACAGUUAUUUUUUUCUUCUCAAUCUACCAGUCAUGGGGCCGGUAAUACAAAGGCAUAUCAAAAUAAAUGUUUAUAAAAAUAGUCAAAUUCCUCUUAUUCAUCGUACUCAUAAAGUAAUAAAAAGAAACUUGAAUAUACAAAUCAGAAAUGUGGCAGUGCGAUAUAUUCUGUAUUUAUAAUUUACGUUGUUUUAAUCUAUAAAGAAAAUAUAUUGUUGUUAACAUGGGCCAAAAAUAAACUCUUCACGCCA